Mobula hypostoma (lesser devil ray) is the source of this 2021-nucleotide messenger RNA. Its product is annotated as E3 ubiquitin-protein ligase RNF166-like. Gene Ontology annotation, biological process: ubiquitin-dependent protein catabolic process; protein polyubiquitination. Gene Ontology annotation, molecular function: ubiquitin protein ligase activity. The transcript has 6 exons. NCBI's taxonomy places the organism in Eukaryota, Metazoa, Chordata, Chondrichthyes, Myliobatiformes, Myliobatidae. The coding region runs from base 147 to 854 and encodes 235 amino acids. The record is from RefSeq and is a predicted model, not a curated record.
CAGGGUGUUGGCAAGGGUUAGACCGACGUCACUCUCCUUUACCAGAAGAAAAACAUAAAUGGGAUUCCCCUCCGGUGCGUUGAAAUAGACUGCCGCUGUUCCACUUUCGCUUUACUUCUUCCUUGUCAUCGAGCCAGUGCGUCUGGAUGGCGAGCCGGCAAAACCACGGCGACAGCCCAGCUCCGCAGGGAUCAGAGGAAUUCGAAUGCCCCGUGUGCUUACAAGUCCUGGAGAGACCGGUGCGGACCCAGUGCGGACACGUAUUUUGUGAACGCUGCCACUGCACUAAUUUCACAGUAAAUGGCGGGAAAUGUCCACUGUGCCGUGGGGUGACUUCUCGCAGUGAGCCAUUGGCCACAGACGUCGAGAAGCUGUUGAGGUCCAAGAAAGCUAAAUGCCAAAGUUGUGGCUCUGAGGUGUACUUGAUCUUCAUGAGGAGGCACAUGAAAGCCUGCUCAAAGGACAUGGAAGAUUUUGACCAAUUGACUGACAUCCAUGCUCAGCCCACAGCAAGACAUGCCACGCCCAGUUCCCUUCAACCAAUCGGAUCAACAGAGAUACUGCCAACAUACAGUUGUCCGUAUUGCCAUGCGAGGAAUUAUGAUGAGAUCAGUUUAACUCAACACUGCCUAACAUCUCAUUACUUGGAUCAUCAGCGAGUGGUCUGUCCCAUCUGUGUGUCGAUGCCCUGGGGAGAUCCAAAUUACCAGAGCAGGAACUUCAUUCAGCACCUUUUGCUACGACACCAGUUCAGUUAUGAUUUCUUUGUGGACUACAGUCAAGAUGAGGAAACCAUGUUGCAAGGUGCCAUAUUGAAUUCAUUUCAGGACGUCUUUAGAAUUCAAGAUCAGUAAUCGCUUCCAGUGUGAGAUAGGUCACCUGGAAAAAGAAUCUUCCAUCCCAAGAUCACUGCUAUAUACCAUCCAAUCUCUACAGGGGGGUGGCCAGACUUUUACUUUCUUUAAUGAGACUUUCAACAAACAUAUUUUGUCUUCUUUUGAUUUCUUCCCUUUUCUUAAUCACAUAUUCUUUCCAUGACUUAGACCCAAGCACUAGCUUCAGUUUUCUUUCUAUUUCAGUCUGAUUUUGUGUUUUAUAGUGUCUAUUAAGAUCAUGUCUUCUAUUAUGUGAGAAAGGGUUUUCACAAACAAUGCACAACGGUUUGCCUGACGGACCCGCUAUAAAUAAUAACUCAUUUUCCCACUGUUCAUUGAAUUCACGCUACUAUCACUUUCUGCUUUUCUUUUGCUCAUUUUCUUUUGCACUGUGAUGGGUAACUAAAUGUAAAAAUAAGGCUUAAUUUUCAAAAAAGUACCAAACUGCAAAUGUUCACAAAGUGCGAACAAGGCACAACUCCAUAGCACACGAGUGUCAAUCGUAAACUGACUGGCAAAAACCUGUGAUGCACCGCUGGUGCAGACACCUGGCGUCUCAGGAUCAAACGUGUAUUGAACAGUUAUGGAACGACUGCAGAACAAAAGUCCUUCUUUCCUAGCUUGACUCAUUGAACAUCUUUUAAAAAUUGAAAACAGAUUAAUGUGAAAGAAGUUAGCAUUCGCCAAAAGAUGUGCACGAAAUAAUAAAAUCGCUAAAAAUAAUUGCUAAGUUUUAGAUUUAUUCUCAGUAAAGCUACUUGAAUUCCUGUUAUAGAUUUUUUCUUCUACAACUUGGUUUUUGGUUAAUACUUCUUGCAUGAGUAGGCUUACUUUUUUAUUAUUAUCACUGGGGUGCAAUGUGCCACUUCUAAUCAUCCAAUACACCAUAGGUUGACCAUCCCUGCUCUACAGGCUUCUAACAGUGUCGUUAUAUAAUUCAAAACACAGACUGCUGAUCAAUUUCCUCUCCACGUGUAAAGACUUUGCAAUAACCAUUUUGGGUAUAACUAGGCAAAAAAAUUGUCCGAUUUUGAAUAACUAAUCCCUCUUGAUGAUUGUCUUUAUGGAUUUAGGUUUCAAUUCCAAAAGUGUUGUAGAUUUGGUAAAUAAUUUCUUCAACAUUUAAUAAAAUUCAUCUAAUUAUAA